Messenger RNA from Emiliania huxleyi CCMP1516, 1337 nucleotides. RefSeq lists its product as hypothetical. Bases 99 to 1082 code for a protein of 327 amino acids. Gene Ontology annotation, molecular function: protein binding. Lineage: Eukaryota; Haptophyta; Isochrysidales; Noelaerhabdaceae. The transcript has a single exon. The record is from RefSeq and is a predicted model, not a curated record.
CGCCGGGCCGAGCUUCCCCCUUUGUCAGCCGCACCGCUCUGCGCCUCGCUGCUCUCGUUCUCGCUCGCCGGCUUCCCUCCCCACAUCCGUUCCAGGCAAUGCUUCCGCUCAUCCUCCUCCCCGCCGCGGCGGAGGCGAGGGGCAGUCCCGCCGCGCUUCCCCCGGGAAAGCCCGCCAACCUCACGGUGCUCUCGGGGCCGUCCUGGGCCUCGAUCCGCUGGAUGCCCUCUCCCGCCGAGGGCGACACGGGCGUGACCAACCACUUUGCGCUCAAGUGGCAGCUCCGCGAUAGCGACGAGGCCGAGUGGUUCCCUUAUUGGGUCGGGCCCGAGGCGCACUCGGCGACGCUGUCCGACCUGCCCGAGGGCGCCACGAUCGCCGCGCGCGUGGCGGCGGUGAACGAGCACGGGCGCGCGUGGUCUGAAUUCGUGGUCUUCAGCACGACCGAGCCGCUCCUCUGCGACGAGACGCACCUCUACCGAGGCGUGCUGGAGGACGCCGACAUCGAGCGCCUUUGCGGCGGCGCAAAGGCGCGCGCUCCCGUCGACCCGCACCGCUCGCCCUGCUCGGUCACGCACGUCGAGUACGCGUUCGCGGGCGCCGCCGCCGGGCUGAUGAUCGUCCUCCUCUCCUUUGCGAUCGUCGUCCGGACCUGCUUUGAGGGUGGCGUCUUGCCGAUCCUUAAGCCGCAGCCGUCUCUGAACGAGCCGGUGACGGCGGUGGCCGAGGGGGCGGAUCAGGCGAGCCCGCCGAUGCGCUGCUCCAUCUCGGGCACCACGAGCGCGCAGUGGCGCGACGCCGCCGACCGACGCGCGCCCUCGCCGCUGCUCCGCAAGGCUGGGCUGCUGGGCGGCUCUCGCACCCGCUCCGACUCUGCGGCGGCGGCGGAGGAGGAGACCGGCGCGCGCCCCCUUCUCACGCCGCCCGAGGGAGGGAACCGGAGGGCUGUAGAUGGCCGCCGGGGCGCCAGGGCGGACGCGGGGACCUCCGGCGGCGGCCCGCCUCACACGGCCGGCUCUGAGGGCCUAGCUGAGGGCCGGGUGAGGGGUAGAGGUAGGGCUGGCGUGGGGGGGCAGAGGUAGAGGUAAACCUGUUUGAGACCGCCGGAGGUAGAGGUAAACGGAGCCCACGUGACGGGAGGCCGCAAACCUACGUCGAAAACGACCAGCACCAGCGGCGCGUGCGGCGGGGCGCGCGCGGGCGGGGCGCGCGCGCGCGGCGCGCUCUGGCCUCUGCGCGCGCGGCCGAGUGGGAGUGCGGACGAGUUCUCUGUUCUGACCUCUAUCUACUUUUGGCUGUCGCGUUUGUGUCUUAUUAUGACGAGACCGAAAGUUGAA